Messenger RNA from Nothoprocta perdicaria, 2732 nucleotides. It is a transcript of the gene LPAR1, whose product is annotated as lysophosphatidic acid receptor 1. NCBI's taxonomy places the organism in Eukaryota, Metazoa, Chordata, Aves, Tinamiformes, Tinamidae. The transcript has 4 exons. Gene Ontology annotation, biological process: neurogenesis; phospholipase C-activating G protein-coupled receptor signaling pathway. Bases 126 to 1235 code for a protein of 369 amino acids. Gene Ontology annotation, cellular component: membrane. Gene Ontology annotation, molecular function: lysophosphatidic acid receptor activity. The record is from RefSeq and is a predicted model, not a curated record.
UCAAGCAAACUAAAGGAACAAAUGCCAGCAUGACUAGGAUCUGAGCAAGCAUCUCCUUACUCCUACUGAGGCUUAGCAGCUGCAGAGGAAGGGUGCCACAGACAGCUGAGGUAUUUUGAGAUACCAUGGAUCUCCCCACUGAUUUGGUGCCAUCCUCCAUGAUGUCACAACCAGAGGUGAUUGAGUCCACAGCCRUGAGUGAACCACAGUGCUACUACAAUGAAACCAUUGCCUUCUUUUAUAACCGGAGUGGAAAAUAUCUAGCCACUGAAUGGAACACUGUCAGCAAGCUUGUAAUGGGCCUGGGGAUUACCGUCUGCAUCUUCAUAAUGCUGGCCAACCUCUUAGUUAUGGUGGCUAUUUAUGUCAACCGCCGUUUCCACUUUCCUAUUUAUUACUUAAUGGCCAACUUAGCUGCCGCGGAUUUUUUUGCAGGCCUAGCCUACUUUUACUUAAUGUUUAACACAGGACCCAAUACYAGAAGACUGACUGUAAGCACCUGGCUUCUCCGUCAGGGCCUCAUUGACACUAGCCUGACAGCCUCUGUAGCCAACUUGUUGGCCAUUGCUAUUGAGCGGCACAUUACCGUCUUCCGCAUGCAGCUACAUACUCGGAUGAGCAACCGUCGAGUCGUGGUUGUAAUCGUUGUUAUCUGGACAAUGGCCAUUGUAAUGGGUGCCAUUCCAAGUGUCGGCUGGAAUUGCAUUUGUGAUAUCACUCAUUGCUCCAACAUGGCACCGCUCUAUAGUGACUCCUACCUGGUCUUCUGGGCUAUUUUCAACCUGGUCACUUUUGUGGUCAUGGUGGUUCUGUAUGCUCAUAUCUUUGGGUAUGUCCGCCAGAGGACUAUGAGAAUGUCCAGACACAGUUCUGGACCCCGCAGGAAUCGGGACACCAUGAUGAGCCUCCUGAAGACUGUGGUCAUUGUACUUGGUGCUUUUAUAAUCUGCUGGACCCCGGGGUUAGUGCUGCUGCUCCUCGAUGUCUGCUGCCCGCAGUGCAACGUCCUUGCCUACGAGAAGUUCUUCCUGCUCCUGGCUGAGUUCAAUUCCGCCAUGAACCCCAUCAUCUACUCCUACCGUGACAAAGAGAUGAGCGCCACCUUCAAGCAGAUCCUGUGCUGCCAGCGCAGCGAGAGCGCCAACGGCCCCGCCGAGGGCUCCGACCGCUCCGCAUCCUCGCUCAACCACACCAUCCUGGCCGGCGUGCACAGCAACGACCACUCCGUGGUGUAAGGCCCGCGCCGGCCCAUCCCCACCGCCGACGGACGGACGGAUGGACGGGCGCCGCGGGGAUGGGAGCCGGGCACGAGGGAAGGGAGCACACACACACACACACACACACCCACACCCACACACACACCAGGUUUUUCUUAGACACUAAUGGACUGCAGCGCUUUUGUUUCUUCCCAGGAAGGCCUCCCUUGGCAGAGGGCCUCCCUCCCCGCAGGACUCACCUCGUGUGCUGGACGGGCCGCGUGCUAACGCGCUGUGGUUUCUGCUUCCAGACGGUGGAAAGCAGAUGCCUGGCAAGGGAGCCCGCUCGUGGGGAGCCCCGGGAAGGCCUGGUUUAGACGGCGCUGACUAGGCUUCGCCCGACCCUGCUACGUCCUGGUGCCCGUCGGAACCCGCUCUGAUUAAUUAAGCUUAUACCUGCUUCACUGCAUUUACAUGUAGCCACUUAGUCUUUUUUUUUUUCUUGGAAAAAAAAAAAAAAGGGAAAAACAAGAAAGGGGAUAAAAGUAAGCUUUUCAUUUAAUAGAUAUGUAAUAUUUAUCACCAUCAGCAUGCUCAUGGUGAAUGUUUUCUGUGCAGGGAGUAAAACUGUGCUCUAGUCUUCAUAUUCUUAGCCACACUGCCGUAACUGCCGUAAAAAAAAAAAAUAUUUUUUUUCUAAUACGAGCAACAGGAAAGUGAUGGAAAUUCUGACCCACUUCUUACCCUCAUUACUGGUCUUAGAGAGCAUGCAUGUUCUGUGUGUAUGCAGAAUGUUUUAAUUAUAUAUAUAAAAAAGCUCAUUGUAGAGUCAGCAGGAAAGUAGAAAAACAUAGACUGUAUUCCAGUGUUUGUUUAGAUUAUGAAAUAAACAAUACUUUAGUCACAAGAUAUUUAACGUUCUUCUUUGAAGUGUGGUAUGAAAUAUGUAAUGUGUAAGGGGUCCCAGGUUUUUCUUGGACAAGUUCUUAAAGUAAGAUACAUCUCUAAAGCUCUUAAAGGGCUACAGUCAUGUUGGUAAGUUAAAAAAAAAAUGUAUUUAUGGUGUUGGAAUGCUAUUCUUUUUCAUAAUGGAGUGCAAGGGGAUUUUUAUUCAUGAUGGAGUGCAAGGGGAUUUUUUAGGUGAAAAAUGUUUACUUUUUUAUGGAACUUUUUUGUAAAAAACCCAACUUCUAUGGAUUUUUGCACUGAGAGGUAUUGUAGGGUAUCUUUUAAAUUAUUUACCCUUCACAUCAAAGCAAUGGAUGACUUCUUGGAACCAAGGUACAAUUUUAUUUUGUAGUAUCAAGACCAAAUAUAUAAUAGUCCAUUGCCAAUGACCGAACAAGUCUAGGUGUAAUGCACACACAUACACAUCAUAAUGGCAAGUUAUGCUAACAUAUGGAUUUUUUCAUAUGUGGCUACUUGGAAGAGAAAUGCCACUCAUAUGAAUCUCAACUCCCAAGAACCAGUGAUGUUAACUACAAUUCCUUGAUAGGAAUAAAUGUGAGCAAAGAUGGAAUCUUGCAAAUAAAGAAC